AUGAAUUCAUUGUUUACAUUCGACGUGAAGAACAGAUAUUCUAGAAGCUGCCCUAAUAUUUCAUUGGUCGGCGCAAGGCUUUCUUUUCCUGGGCGGGUGGGGGGCUUCUUUUGUUUAUCUCACCACACCGUCGACGCCCUCACACUAACCCUAAAAGCACAAUUGUUUGCUACCUCACUCACCUUUCCGCCACACGACCGCCUGAUCCAGAUCCUUCGUGACAGUCAAGAACUCUCUCAUCAUCAUCAACUAUUACUUCUACUAUUGUGGUCUUUGGUUAGCACACGUGAUGGCUGGGGGUUCUGAUAUUGAGUCAUUUGCCCGUCAACUGCUGCAGGACUACGAGAAUAUCUUGCCCUCCCACCGAGAGAUAAAAUUCGUGGAUUUUGACCGAGCUCGCAGCGAUGGAUUCACGGAACGGAAGGAAAAACUUCUUUUGGUGGGUGAUCUCCACAGUGGAAUUGACUCUGAUCAGCGGUGGAAUGUGUACGCCUACAUUAACCACCAAGGGCUCACAGCAUAUGUCCUUGAACGGAUGGACUGGCAUGUAUAUGAACCAAUAGGAUCGGAGAGGAAGAAAAGUAUCGCAUUCCGAGCCCCCUUCGACGUUGUAAGAUACUUUCCAAGCUUCCCGCACCAGGAGCUGGAUGCAUUGGUAAAGUUGUACUUCGUUGCAGCGGGGUUCGAGCAUGUGGUCAACGAUGAAUCUUUCCGAAACCGAGUCAACAGGGCAUGCCAUGACAUGAGAAUUGUUAUUGCAAUUAGGCCUGGGGCGCAGACUGUGCAAGCCCAUCAAUCCUCGAUUACCGUCAACACUAAGCCAGCCCCCAUCAUCUCGUUACGACCAAAGACACCGCAAGUGGCAUCAACGACGCCGAAUGCCACCAGAUAUAAAAACAAACGGGAUUUACGAGGUAAGCUUAUUGCAAGGCCUUUAUCUCUGUUCAAAUUGGUUCCAAUAGAACUGACCUUAUUUAUAGGCAAGGAACGCACACGCCGCAACCAAAUUUCGGAGGUCGUGGACCUUGCCGAAGAUGACGAAAAUGACGAAGAAGACGAAGAGGACGAAGAUGACGAUAGAGAAUCUGGGAAACGGAAUCGUAUUAUCGAUUUGUCAUCGCUAUCUGGAGACGAUACCGACACAUUUCCUUCCCCACCGGCAGGGGUCGGCGACCGCGAGUACCAACCGCCUUGGACACGGUCUAGAAAUAAACCCCCUCGUCGUCCGAGUUAUGACUUGGAAGCUGCUACUCAAGAGUAUCACCAUUUCAUUGCCGAACACAUCAAAAACAAAGUAGCAACUACAUUGGAUCAGGAGAAGAAGCAGCUAAAGGAGAAGAUACAGCUGCUUUCCUCCGAGGUGGUGGAAUUGAAAAGGAAGAGAGAGAUGGGGAUUCAGAAAGAAAUUGAAAACUUGACGGAAAAGUUGAAGGAAGCGGAAUCAAGAGCAGAGCGAGCCGAAGAGAGCAUCAAAAAAGUCAAAAUGGAUGCUUCGAGUGAUAAGAUCUAUCGAGAUCAUACAGAGCGCAUGAGGGAAAUGGAAAACAGUAGGGCAAACAGGGAAAGCCAGAAGGCUAAGGACCAAACUAAAAGAGCUGAAAAGGCUGAGGCACGGGUUGCAAGGUACAAGAAAAAAUUGGCAAGCAUCCAGGCAACGAACUCGGAUGAUGAGGGUUAA
This is a messenger RNA of Periconia digitata, 1678 nucleotides long. Lineage: Eukaryota; Fungi; Ascomycota; Dothideomycetes; Pleosporales; Periconiaceae. The record is from the annotation of a GenBank genome assembly.